Rhincodon typus (whale shark) is the source of this 1444-nucleotide messenger RNA. RefSeq names its product calcium homeostasis modulator protein 4-like. Gene Ontology annotation, molecular function: monoatomic cation channel activity. The coding region runs from base 52 to 1008 and encodes 318 amino acids. The transcript has 2 exons. The record is from RefSeq and is a predicted model, not a curated record. Lineage: Eukaryota; Metazoa; Chordata; Chondrichthyes; Orectolobiformes; Rhincodontidae.
GCAACGCUCACCUACUUGUGGUACCAAGAGAACAAAGGCAAAGUUUAAAAAAUGCCGAUUACCAAUCUCCUGACAUUUUGGAAAGGCAGGGAGAGAAUGGUUCUGAAUGCAAUGAUCGCACUGACAACAAUUUUUAGUCAACAAGUAUUUUCGUUCUUCACCUUCAAAUGUCCAUGCAAGACGACAUUGAAUUUAUACUACGCCCUGUCUUUUAUUGCGGUCCCCGCAUUGGUCCUGCUGAUUCUUGGAUAUGCCAUUAAUAAUAUGACCUGGAAAUUAAUCAUGAGUUUUAGAAAUGGAGCCCAAUUGAAGCUUAAUAGUUUCAAACUAAUCUGCUAUGUCCUGCUCAGUGUAACGGGAAGAGCUGUAAUCGCUCCAGUGACUUGGGUGGCAGUCACUCUGUUAAAUGGUUUGUAUUAUCAGUGCGGCAUGAGUGAGUUUUUGUCAGUGAGCAGCUGGAAUGUGUUUCAGAAUAUCACCCUUCGUGAGCGGAAGGACAUUCUCGCUCGCUUUCCCUGUCCGAAAGUGAGCAUUAAGGAGAUACAUAACAUCAGUGAAAUUAGAAAUGAAGGUAACCGGAUUCUUCUGUAUCAGUCCCAGGUGGCUGGAUGGAUUUUAAUUGCUUCUGUGACUAUCAUUGCUUUUUUGACUGUUUGCAUUCCAAGAUAUUGUUCUCCGCUCAGCUUUGUGCAUCUAAACUACUGGGCACAGUACCUAGAAAAUGAAAGUUCACUGUUUCGGGAGACGGCUAAAAGACAUUCUCAACUUUAUGUUUCAAAGCACAUCAAGAAAUUCUUUGGAUUUACAGCACAGGACAAUGAAGUGAAGAAGAUCCGCUUGCCUACCAGAAAGGACUGGAGAAUGAUCUCGGGCAUUAAUUUAUUCACUAAACUGCAGCAUGAUCCCUGUCAAUACAGUCUCUUACACACAUGGGCUGAUGAAACAACUGCAGGUGGUGAAUAUAUUCCAGUAGAUAAUGUAAUGUCUGAAACAUACAUUUUGCAUUGAAUUUCCUUGUAAAUACAAUCAUAACAGUCACCCCAGAAAUACAACCAUUCUGAUCUUAUGAUGACCCUACCAAAGUUUGCAGAUUCUGCCACAUGCUCGGCAGGUUUCGCUUUAAACUCCCAGAGCUUAAGUUUUUUUUGGAUGUUUGUGCACUUCUUCUGAUAUCUCAACUUCAGCUCAACAUACUUCCUGCAAAAAUCCAUUGGUGUGUUUCUUCUGAGAUGAUCCUUUUUUUUCCCAGUCAGUCAAAAGCAAGGGUCUCCCAUAAGUCAACGUACGACAAAAUUCCAAUUAGAGCAGCUGCUUUGGGAGCUUGGUGUCAUGAACACAAGUUGCAAGUUCCAUCCAACAGAGCUAGCUCUGAGUAAUUAUCACCUCAGUGCUGAGCAAAUUGGCCUUGUAGUGGAUGCCUCUGCUCAUCCAUUUUUCUUGUUAU